This is a messenger RNA of Thunnus maccoyii (southern bluefin tuna), 1338 nucleotides long. Its product is annotated as ornithine decarboxylase-like. Gene Ontology annotation, molecular function: ornithine decarboxylase activity. The transcript has 9 exons. The record is from RefSeq and is a predicted model, not a curated record. Bases 1 to 1338 code for a protein of 445 amino acids. Gene Ontology annotation, cellular component: cytoplasm. Lineage: Eukaryota; Metazoa; Chordata; Actinopteri; Scombriformes; Scombridae.
AUGGAGAAGAAUACCAGCCAUGCAUCAGUAACUACAAACAAAUCAGUUAUGCAAGUUUUGUCCCCUGAGAACUGUGACAUCGUCAUUUUAGAUAAUGGAAGGACCAUCAACAAUUUCAUAGACAAAAAAAUACAAGAGCUUGAUUCAGACAAUGAAGACCCCUUCUAUGUGGCAAAUCUAGACAUUGUGUAUGAGAAACACCUCAGGUGGCUUACUAACUUACCUCGAGUCAAGCCUUUCUAUGCAGUGAAGUGCAACAACACACCAGCAGUUAUCCAGAUGCUGAGUGCUCUGGACACAGGUUUUGACUGUGCCAGCAAGGGUGAGAUUCAGAUGGCCCUGUCCCUCGGAGUGACACCUGACAAAAUCAUUUACGCACAUACAACAAAACCACGGUCCCAUAUCAAAUAUGCCUGUGCUCACGGAGUAGAUCUGAUGACUUUUGAUAGUGAGGAUGAACUCCUAAAAAUUUCUCAGUGUCAUGGCAAAGCCAAACUAGUGCUACGCAUCGGAGUGGAUGACUCCAAAUCACUGCUAAGACUCAGUUCAAAGUUUGGAGCCAGACUGGAUACUGUUGAAAAGCUGCUGGAACGAGCUGGAGAGCUGGGCUUAGAGGUCACUGGAGUCAGCUUCCAUGUAGGCAGUGGGUGCACUGACAGUUUGACAUUCAAGCAGGCCAUUACAGAUGCCAGACAUGUCUUUGACCUAGCAAAUUUGUUCGGCUUCCAGAUGAAACUCCUGGAUAUUGGUGGAGGGUUCUCUGGGAGAGAGGACUUUGAAGUGAAAUUUGAAGAGUUUUCCGAAGUCAUAAAUGGGGCACUGGAUAAAUUCUUCCCACCUGACAGUGGUGUGCAGAUUAUUGCAGAACCAGGCCGAUACUACGUGGAAUCAGCCUUCACACUGGCAGUAAACGUCAUUGCCAAAAGAGUCGACAUAGAUCAUAUGGCUGAACACAACAACAGUGAGGAAAACAGCUCUGACAGAAUGAUGUACUACAUUAAUGAUGGAGUGUAUGGCUCCAUGAGUUGCCUCAUCAAUGAUCCUGCCCACAUCGAUGUUGCACCAUACAUUCACAAGGCUGUUGAGGGCAGCGAGCAGAGAUACCGGUCUGUCAUCUGGGGUCCAACCUGCGAUAGCACUGACAAAAUAACUGACAACUACUGGAUUCCUGAGUUGGACGUGGGGGACUGGCUUCUCAUCGACAACAUGGGUGCUUACUCUGUUAGUCUAGCCACUACCUUCAACGGCUUUGAAAAAGCACACAUUUAUGCUGUUGUGACAGCAGAGACAUGGCACACCUUAAACCUGUCUCAAACCUACAGCAUUAUCCAUUUAUGA